This is a messenger RNA of Aspergillus calidoustus, 3195 nucleotides long. Lineage: Eukaryota; Fungi; Ascomycota; Eurotiomycetes; Eurotiales; Aspergillaceae. The record is from the annotation of a GenBank genome assembly.
AUGGUACGGCUACCAUUGCCACAACGUCUCAGCUCCCAUCUCAGCACAAGGAGCAAUGCUUCCACUCCCGGUCAGAGUAGAAGCACGAGUCCCAUGAGGUCUCCGGAACUCCGGCCUCUGGCUCUCAAAGUAUCUGUUUUGCGGGGGAGAAAUCUUGCCGCAAAGGACCGAGGAGGAACCAGCGAUCCUUAUUUAAUAGUUACACUCGGAGACUCCAGGCAAUCAACGCCUACGAUAUUCAAGACAUUGAAUCCGGAAUGGAACGUCACCUUUGAAAUGCCGGUCCUCGGCGUCCCGCUGCUUGAAUGCAUUUGCUGGGACCACGACAGAUUCGGCAAGGAUUACCUAGGCGAGUUUGACAUUGCACUCGAAGACAUAUUUGCCGAUGGAGAAAUACAGCAGCAGCCAAAAUGGUACACCCUCAAGUCGAAUCGGAAAUCCGGGAAGAGAAAAGACAGCAACGUAUCGGGCGAAAUCCUUCUGCAGUUCUCCCUGUCUGACCCCGCGAACCCGACCGCGUCACCGACGGAAAUAUACCAGCGAUUCAAGACCUUGGUCUGCGCCGGAGAAGAAGAUGACUACUUCCCUUCGGUUUCCUCGUCCACAAUAUUAGAAGAAUCUGGUGAUGGAAUUGAAGAAGAAACGUCCGAUGAGACAGACGAUCCUACAAAGCCGGAGGUGGUAGAGAAGCGCAGAAGGAGACUACGACUUAAGCGAUUGAAACGCAAGUCAUUGGCGCAGAGGGCAUAUCAGUUCUCUGGUGUUGGAAAUGGCGUGCAGGGUAUCGUGUUCAUGGAGAUUGUCAAGGUCACCGAUCUCCCACCGGAGCGAAACGUGACUCGCACCUCCUUCGACAUGGAUCCAUUCGUAGUGACUUCGCUUGGUCGCAAGACCCUCCGUACACCGGUCAUACGCCACAACCUGAAUCCUAUAUACAACGAGAAGAUGGUUUUCCAAGUGAUGAAACAUGAACAGUUAUACACAAUGAGUUUCACUGUCAUGGACAGGGACAAAUUCUCGGGGAAUGACUUUGUGGCUUCUGCUGGCUUUCCCCUCCAGACCCUCAUUCAGGCUGCUCCUGAUGCCGAUCCAGAGACAGGCCUGUAUAGAUUCCUGGAGGAUGAAACCCAACCACCAGCCAAGAAUGUCAAGCUUAGUCCAUCCCCAUCGGCGUCCAACUUAUCCAAACAAGCUAGGCCGUCGCCCAGGUCGAGAAGCUCCACCACAUCCCUCUCGGGGCUGUCACUACAGGAACCCCAAGCGGCAGUACCAUCGCUAGUUGUUCCAGAUGAGAGUACAAACAGCAGCUCCUCAGAUGUUUCGACUGCCGCCAGUCCCACAAAACCGGUUUCCUAUGAAUCAGAUGGUUUCCAGGUCUACAAGAUCCCAUUGACCCUGAAGAACAAGGAAAGGUGGGAGGACAAACACUUUCCCAACAUCGUUGUCAAAGCGAAAUAUAUGCCUUACCGUGCACUACGCCAACAGUUCUGGAGGCUCAUGCUGAGACAAUAUGAUGCUGAUGACAGUGGUAAUAUCGACAAGGUCGAGUUGACAACAAUGCUUGACACGCUCGGGUCGACCCUAAAGGAGUCGACUAUCGACAGCUUUUUCGAACGAUUCCGUGAAGAGAAUGGACCAGCAGAUCCCAUGUUCCUCACGUUUGAUCAGGUUGUAUGGUGUCUUGAGGAGACCCUCCAAUCAUUGCAAAAAGAUCCAAGGGCACUAGGCAAGAAGCUUAGCCCGGCUGGAUCGACUGCUAGCCAGGAAAGCGAUAGCGACGAACUUGGUAUCGAAACCAGCACAACUCCAGCUAUUAACGCAAAUCCGCAGGUGACGUCGGUCCCGACAAUGUCUCCCGCAGAUCAGCUGAGUACAGUCGACGAGGAGCUUCAUCCAGACGACCUCGGCGAUGAGCGUGGCGAAGAGCAUGUUAUCGAGCUUCGAGAAUGCCCUCUAUGUCACCAACCGCGGCUCGCUAAACGGUCUGACGCCGAUAUUAUUACACAUAUCGCCACUUGCGCGAGUCAGGAUUGGCGUCAGGUAGAUAACCUAGUCAUGGGUGGUUUCGUGACCUCAAGCCAGGCGCAACGCAAAUGGUAUAGCAAAGUUAUCACGAAGAUUUCCUACGGUGGGUACAAGCUAGGUGCGAACUCGGCCAAUAUCCUCGUCCAGGAUCGUAUCACUGGGCAAAUCAAUGAAGAGCGAAUGAGUGUCUACGUUCGUCUCGGUAUCCGACUUUUGUACAAGGGUCUCAAAAGCCGAGAUAUGGAGAAGAAGAGAAUUCGCAAAAUCUUGAAGUCCCUAAGUAUCAAGCAGGGCAAAAAGUACGAUGAUCCCGCCUCUGCAAGUCAGAUUCGAGACUUUAUCAACUUCCACCAACUUGACAUGUCGGAGGUCUUGCUGCCUCUCGAUCAAUUCAAGAAUUUCAACGAGUUCUUCUAUCGUGCGCUGAAGCCGAAUGCCCGCCCUUGCUCUGCUCCAAAUGAUCCCAGGAUUGUUGUUUCACCCGCCGAUUGUCGCGCAGUGGUAUUUGACAAGAUCAGCGAAGCAACUGCGAUCUGGGUCAAAGGAAGAGAAUUCUCUAUCAAGAGGCUUCUUGGUGAUGCCUACCCUGAGGACGUUGCACGCUACCAGAACGGAGCGCUGGGUGUUUUCAGGCUUGCCCCUCAAGACUACCAUCGGUUCCAUAUCCCUGUCGACGGCGUGAUGGACACUCCGAAGACCAUCGAAGGCGAGUACUACACAGUGAAUCCAAUGGCCAUUCGGUCUGCGCUCGAUGUGUAUGGAGAAAACGUGAGGGUUCUCGUACCAAUCGACUCAGUCGCCCAUGGACGAGUGAUGGUGAUCUGUGUUGGUGCCAUGAUGGUUGGAAGCACCGUCAUCACCCGGCAGGCUGGAGAGAAGGUGUCAAGAGCCGAGGAGCUCGGAUACUUCAAAUUCGGCGGCAGUACAUUGAUUCUGCUAUUCGAAGAAGGAAAGAUCAAAUUCGACAGCGAUCUCGUGGAAAAUUCAAGGGGAGCUCUAGAAACUCUGGUUCGAGUAGGUAUGUCUGUGGGCCACCACCCUGACGUCCCUCAGUUCGAGCCGGAUCUGCCCAAAAAGCCCGAGGAUGUCAGUCUCGAAGAGAUGCAGGCCGCCAAGCGCAGAAUCGAGGGCAGCUUAGCUCCGCCAACCCACGCCUCCGCUAUACAGUAG